Molecule: messenger RNA, 1720 nt
Organism: Spodoptera litura
Lineage: Eukaryota; Metazoa; Arthropoda; Insecta; Lepidoptera; Noctuidae
Product: glycine receptor subunit alpha-2
Biological process (GO): monoatomic ion transmembrane transport
Cellular component (GO): membrane
Molecular function (GO): transmembrane signaling receptor activity; extracellular ligand-gated monoatomic ion channel activity
Source: RefSeq, a predicted model, not a curated record
AUGAAGUUCGAAGUGAAAGUGUUUGUGACUAUCUUCAUGACUGUUGUGAAGUCAUGCGAGGCUGGCAGAGUGCAGGCCGCUGUCAGUUUUUUAACAAAUGCCUCCUACCAAGAAAUAGAACUGAAAUCCGAAUCCAGCCUGUCACUGCGGGACAUUUUGCCGGAGAAAGCCAAGUUUUACGACAAGAACCGAGCGCCCAAGCUGCAGGGACAGCCAACCAUAGUCUACUUCCACGUCACCGUGCUGUCUCUGGAUUCUAUAAAUGAAGAGAGUAUGACUUACGUAGCCGACAUCUUCCUAGCUCAAUCCUGGAGAGACCCUCGUCUUCGUUUACCAGAGAACAUGCACGAAGAGUACAGGAUCCUGGAUGUAGACUGGCUGAACAAGAUCUGGAGACCAGACUGCUUCUUCAAGAACGCUAAGAAAGUGACCUUCCAUGAAAUGAGCAUACCCAACCAUUAUUUAUGGUUAUACCAUGAUAAGACUCUGCUGUAUAUGUCCAAAUUGACUUUGGUCCUCUCCUGUGCCAUGAAGUUCGAGUCGUAUCCCCAUGACACACAGAGCUGUUCUAUGAUGAUUGAAAGCUUAUCUCACACCGUCCACGACCUUGUAUUUAUCUGGAACCUUACAGACCCGUUAGUGGUUAACCCGGACAUUGAACUGCCUCAACUAGACAUCUCCAAUAACUACACAUCUGAUUGCACUAUAGAAUACUCUACGGGCAACUUCACCUGCCUAGCAGUAGUGUUCAACCUCCGUCGUCGACUGGGCUACCAUCUGUUCCACACCUACAUCCCAUCAGCUCUCAUUGUCGUCAUGUCCUGGAUCUCAUUCUGGAUCAAACCUGAAGCCAUUCCUGCUAGAGUCACCUUGGGAGUCACUUCGUUACUUACUUUGGCUACUCAAAACACACAAUCCCAACAGAGUCUACCACCAGUGUCAUACGUAAAAGCUAUAGACGUGUGGAUGUCCUCCUGUUCCGUCUUCGUGUUCCUCUCACUCUUCGAAUUUGCCGUGGUGAAUAACUACAUGGGUCCUGUAGCUACGAAGGCUAUGAAGGGGUACUCUGAUGAAGACCUUUCUAGAGAUCUGGAUGCUUUUAAGCACAUAUUUCCAACCACAGUGGACCCUAGAGCCAGUACAUCAGCUUCCAUACCUCAGUACGAGACCUUCUGCAACGGGAGAGAGACAGCAGUAUAUAUAGAUCGGUUCUCUCGCUUCUUCUUUCCUUUCUCUUUCUUCAUCCUUAACGUGGUCUACUGGUCUACUUUCCUGUGAUUUGUGGUAUUCUUGGUUUUUUGUUCUUUUCAUAGUUUAAAAUGCUGUGCUACGCAGUCUUAUAAUUUUACUUAUUUACUCAAUUCAUAAAUAUUGUCUAUUUUUUUAAGGAGUAAUUCAUCUAAAUUGACUUCUCCCAUCUUUGGUGAGGCGAGAGUGAGUGUACUGAUGUGUAUUGACUAAAACCCACUCCGUUUGUACUCUUGCUUUGAGUUUGAGUCUCGAUAACCUACUACUUCCGCAGCUACGAUCGGGAAGUAUUGUAGACCUACAUGCAUAUCUAAGCAUGUCUUGUCUUGUUUCUUUUUGAGGUCGGAAAUCAUCCAAUGACUUUUCUCGCCUCGUGUAAGGCGAUAGGAAGUGUCAGACUCCUACUGACUCAAAACUACCCCGUUCCUACUUCUGCCCUUCGAACUGAAACCCCGGCAAACCGUGAAGUCUU